Glycine soja is the source of this 806-nucleotide messenger RNA. Its product is annotated as PSME3-interacting protein-like. Bases 127 to 762 code for a protein of 211 amino acids. The record is from RefSeq and is a predicted model, not a curated record. The transcript has 7 exons. NCBI's taxonomy places the organism in Eukaryota, Viridiplantae, Streptophyta, Magnoliopsida, Fabales, Fabaceae. Gene Ontology annotation, cellular component: nucleus.
AUUCGGUACCCGUAAUCAAAAGACACAGAACGGCCCAAAGGCUUCUUCACCAUCUUAGUUUGCUACUUUCUCUUUUCUGUCUUUUCGGAAUUGAAGUUUCAGUCGCAGUUCGCAAAACUUGAAGCCAUGGAUGAAGAUUCGGAUCGUCCUAUCAGGAUUAUGAACUUCGUCUCCGAAGACCAAUUGGUAGAAGCUAAAAAAACAAGAGGUGAACGAGUUGAAGACGGCACUGCCCAGAGGGAUAGACCUCUCUACGAGAUUCUAAAGGAGAAUAAGGAUAAAAAAGAUGCGGAAUUUAAUGAAAGGUUCAAGCACAGACCUCCUAAAGCUUUAGACGAAGAUGAGACUGAGUUUCUUGAUACUUAUGAAACAACAAGAAGGGAAUAUGAACGACAAGUGGCAGAUGAGGAAGCCCAACAAAUCCGAAGCUUUCAAGCAGCGGUGGAAGCACAGUCCAACAUCGUGCAUGAAGUAAAGGAAAAAACUCCAUUACCUGUCGUCCAGGAACAGAAGUCUGCUGGAAAGAAGAAUCCAGCCUCUGGCCCAUUAGGCAUGAUUAUAAAAGUCAAGCCUCAAGCUAAAAAAGCCAAGGUGGAUCAAGGAAAUGCUGAGGAAAUUUCAAAGGCAGGAAACACUCCUGUGAAUGAUAAGAGUAAGUCGUUGGAAACAGUACAGCCAUUGAAUGGUGAAGCUGAUAAGUCCCAAGUUGUUGCCCUAACUGGCCUUGUUUCGUACAGUGACGAAAGUGACGAGGACUUGUAAUUUUGUAUAUAUUUAUCUGAAGAAGUUUCGUGAUUUUCAUUACU